AUGGCAAAGGUCUUUCAGGAUACGCGUUGUGUGAAAUUAUUCGACGAGUGGACCACACGUACGAAGGCGCCGAAUCUGGAAAUGGGUGCCGAUGGACAGGGAUCGCAGUUCCUGCUCGAGACGUACGAUCAGUUCGAGACAGUUGAGCGUCAAUUUGAUGUUCAGGUCAGUUCGGGUGGGUAUUUGUACCUGGUGUGGCGAAGCUCGCGCGAGGAGGUUACACUGUGCUCAUUCAGGCUGCCGAGGAGAAAUCCGAAUCUCGCUCUGCAGACUGUUGUGGUUGCCGGUGAAGGUCCUGCAUUCCGUGCCGAUCUGAACAUGGUUAUUGACCCGUAUGGUGCAUUGGCAGAGCUAGUUGCUGGUGGGAGGCUCUCGUGGACAUCAGACAAUGUUGUGUCAUGCAUGGAGCUGAAGGGCGAGUAUGACGACAGGUGGUCUACUCCUGUGCAGUCAUCCUUUGACAUGGUGCAUGCCGGUGAGCUUGUUGAGCUUUCAGUAAACUUUCGGCUUCGUGAGCACGUGAGUCCAAAUGGGGCAAACGUAGGUCGCAAGUUUCUUACACGACUUGACACUGUCAUGAUCGUGAGUCGCUUGGGGAUGAAGCUGAUUGUGGACUGCGAGUCAGAGCACUUGUCGAUGAUGCGUAUUGCUGCGGCGGCUGAUAACACUGGUGGAGGUAAGGCUCCGAAGAAGAGACGGUUCUCUUACCUCCAGUCUGUGCCUUCUGUUUUAACCAGUACUGAACAACACUUGAAUUCGCUGACAGUAUUGGACAAGACAGAUGAUGUAGAUCAGGUAAUGAAGCCGGUGGGAUAG
Molecule: messenger RNA, 816 nt
Organism: Sparassis crispa
Lineage: Eukaryota; Fungi; Basidiomycota; Agaricomycetes; Polyporales; Sparassidaceae
Exons: 7
Coding region: 1-816 (271 amino acids)
Source: RefSeq, a predicted model, not a curated record